GGAGUGGAGGGAGAAAGGAGCCAGAGGGCAAGGAGGCAGCAGCAAAAUGGACAUGAAGAGCUGUGGAGAAUCAUAGCUGUUUGCUGCAUGGGAGAAUGGAAAGAGACAGUGACAUCUCAGGAAAAAACUCUCCACAUUUCUCAUCAGUUUUUUAAAUCAAGUAACCAUUUGCCACAUUCAUGGCACUCAGGAGGCACGUGAAGAAUUUUGUGAAAAAUUAUUCUGAAGCUGAGAUAAAAGUCAGAGAAGCAACAUCUAAUGAUCCCUGGGGCCCCUCUAGUUCUCUGAUGUUAGAGAUAAGUGACCUGACUUUUAACACAGUUUCUCUUACUGAGAUUAUGAGUGUGAUAUGGCACAGGAUGAAUGACCAUGGAAAGAACUGGAGGCAUGUGUACAAGUCUCUCACGCUCUUGGACUAUCUCCUCAAGAAUGCAUCAAAGAAAGUCAUACAGCAUUGUCAAGAGGGCUUCUUUAACAUUCAGGUGUUAAAGGAUUUCCAUCAUUUAGAUGAAGCAGGAAAAGAUCAAGGUUAUCAUGUGAGGGAGAAGGCUAAGCAAGUCAUUGUUUUAUUAAAAGAUGAACAACUGUUGCAUAAUGAACGUGAAAUAGCCCGUCGGACUAGGCGCCGCACUUCAUAUGCAAUGCUUUCCCCCACAAAGGCUUCUGGCAAAGCUUAUUUUCUAUCAGCGCCUGCCUCAGAUCCCAUUUCAGAGUUCCCUCCGUCAGAGGACAUCCAACAUGUUCUCCCUAAGGCAUCGUCUGCAGGAGAGCUAAGCCAGCCAGUUCAGGCAUCAGGCAAAGCAGAGAUAGUCCAAGAAACAACAGCACUGAAUGUUGUUGCAAACAAGUCAUCAGAGGACUUGAUAAUCUUUAGUGAGGAUGAAUCUUCUACUACUGCUGUGCAAUCAACAUUUCCAGCUAAGGUUUCUAGAGAGGAAUUGGCAACAGACACAAAGAUAGCAGCCAGGAACUCCUGGAAUGCAAGUACUUCUUUGAGUCCCUCAGAAAGAAAUCAGUUAUCUUUUCAAAAAUGGGAUUCAGAGAGGAAAUCAAGGAGUUCCAUUGUUUCCAGAGUUAUGGCUAAAUCUCCUCCAAGGACACAGUCCAGUGUCUACACCCACAAAACUGCAGGAACUUUGCUUGAUCUUCGGUCAUCAGGCCCAGAAGAGUUUAUCACUACCAUUAACAAACAGGUCUCAAAACCAGACUAUGUUUGCUGUCGCACUGGAGCUUCUGUUGAAACCAUCUACAAAUCUCCAACUUUUCAAACCUUUGAUCCUUUGGGAAACAGUGUAACAAACACCAUGAAUUCAACUCCAGCUUCUUCUAAGCAGUUCUGUGGGCCUAGCGAAGAUAGCCUACAAAACCUCCACUUCUUAAUACCAAGCACAGUACAGCCAGCUGGGUUAAGCAGUCAGCCCACCCCAAGGCCAGAUUCUGCCAGCUCAUUGGGAACAACAUCCUCUUUUUCUACUUUCUCCAUGUCAUCCCCUGAGUCAGCUGUUCCAAACAACACCCCACAGCCUCAUUGUUUUCCUUCCCAUGGACCGUCCUAUUUGCUCACACCACCACAUGGACUGUCUUCUCUUUUCUUUAAAGAUCUCAAAGACAGGAUUGCAAAUUCCUUUUCUCCUUACCCAGUGUCUGAUGUAUUUGACAAUGCUAGCAUCUUAAGCCUUCUUCCAGAUAAUUCAAAAUGUUCGAUCAAAAAUUUUGAUGGUUUUAGGAGUAGAACUUGUCGUGCUUCAGGUGAGAGUUGGGUAAACAGUUUAGUGCCUGAUACAACUUCUGUGCCUGACCCUAGUGUGCCUCCUGCAGCUGAUCUUCCUGCUGCAGACCUCCUUUGUAUGAGCACUGAACAAAAAGGCAUGACCAUUUUGGAAGAGAUUAAAAAUGCAGUUUGUGGACUUAGAGGGGACUUCUGCAGUGUGGCACAGGAGCUGCGUACUAUCAGUAGUGAGUUGACAAAUAUGGUGGCUUCCAUUCAAAAUAUGAACAAAUUCUUGGCAGCUCCCCAGACUGCUGAAGCUGACCCUGACCAAAUGUAGCACUCGCAAUAGCCACUUUUAUGGCUAUAUGGAUCUUUUAAGUAUCUUUCCUUGCUAAUCUGCUUUAUAUAGCUCACCAGAUCUUGUAGUUUAGAGUUGAAGUAAUGUUUUACUUUAGAUUGAUGUUUUUAUAUAUG
Rhineura floridana is the source of this 2185-nucleotide messenger RNA. RefSeq names its product ENTH domain containing 1 (gene ENTHD1). Gene Ontology annotation, biological process: endocytosis. The record is from RefSeq and is a predicted model, not a curated record. Gene Ontology annotation, cellular component: endosome; plasma membrane; clathrin vesicle coat. Lineage: Eukaryota; Metazoa; Chordata; Lepidosauria; Squamata; Rhineuridae. The transcript is spliced from 7 exons. Bases 180 to 2048 code for a protein of 622 amino acids. Gene Ontology annotation, molecular function: phospholipid binding; clathrin binding.